Symsagittifera roscoffensis is the source of this 1500-nucleotide messenger RNA. Its product is annotated as kelch domain-containing protein 1-like. The transcript has 4 exons. The record is from RefSeq and is a predicted model, not a curated record. Bases 23 to 1363 code for a protein of 446 amino acids. Lineage: Eukaryota; Metazoa; Xenacoelomorpha; Acoela; Convolutidae. Gene Ontology annotation, molecular function: protein binding.
AACUUAUUAAAUAGGUUGUGGAAUGUCAGUUUGUGCAUUUGACUUUGAUGACAUUCGGAAAGAAGACCCUUUUCGUGAUCUAGGAUCAAAUGUGAAUCCUAUAACAUGGCCGUCAGUGCAUGUUGGACAUUGUGUUCUCUCCUGGAAUAAAUAUUUGAUUGUCUUCGGAGGAUUUACGACAAUAUUCAGCAGGAAUGCAGGGUUUGAGGGCGUGGAUGACUCUCGAUACCACUCAACGCGCAGGCUGUGGUUUUACGAUGUAGAGUCAUGCGAAUGGAUCUUGGAAGACACCUAUGGAGAAUCACCGCCUUCCCUUUCAUCGGCUGCCUGCGCCAUUGUUAACGACUGCAUCUAUGUGUUCUGCGGGUACUCAAAGGCGAACUAUUACAACGAGAAAGCCUAUAGACUAGACCUUUUAACCAAAAUUUGGCGCCGCGUCUUCCCGUGCUGUGAUCAACUCUUGUACCCAAUCACAGAGCCGCACCCCUCAGGAAGAGACAAAUUAUCAAGUUUUGUCCAUCAAGGUUCGAUUUACCUCUUCGGGGGCUAUGGUUCUGUUCCUUCGUUCUCUUCAGAGCUAUACGGCCAUUACAUUAUGGACUCAGACAGAGAAGCAUUGAUGGAUCUAAAAGCAUGGUUCAGCUGUCUAGUUAAAUUCAGCGUUGAAACAAACCAUUUUAGCUUGGUGCCUACGAAAGGCGAGCAGCCUCCACCCAGAGCAGCAUGCGCCGGCUGUAAAUUAGGAGAUACGUUUUACAUAUUCGGUGGGAGGUUAUCCAAUGACAGAAUGAAGGAUUUUUAUUCGCUAGAUAUGAAAACGUUCACAUGGUCGCGCAUAUGGCGUCGCAUCGAUGACCAUGAGUGGCCCAACGGUAGGUCAUGGGCAGUCCUGUCUCCGAUAGGUCAAUUGAGUCAGAAUCUAUUGCUACAGGGAGGGCUCGACUCAAGUGGAAACACUCUAAGUGACUUCUGGGUCUACAAUAUACCAUCAAGAAAAUGGAAAGAGUUGACCUCAUUGAAGGCUCGUCAAUUCUGGCACGCUGGAAGCACAAUAAAAGAUUCGGUCUACCUUUUCGGAGGCUUCAAGCAUGCCAAUGUUCACUCGAGAUACGAAGUGUCAUCUAGCGAACUGAUGAAGGUCUCAAUCACACCUAAUACAUUGCACUCUCUUGCAGCAGAGUCAAUUGCCACCUUUAUUGUCGCCAGUCACGAGAACUACGAAAAUGACACUAGGUGGAAUCUACUGAACGAGUUUCUGAUGCCGAAAGAUAUUACUUUUAUCCAGAAAACGGCAAAACGCCUAUUUUACCUCAAGUGUCACAAUGCAAAGCAAGCGUUCAGUACGCCACCCAGUUCAGCUUAAAGCAUUAUUAAUCUUUGCGCUGUCAUAUUUCUUAUAAUCUACCGGCAAUAUACAAGUAUAAACUUGCGAUUUUUAGUUAUCCUAAAAAUAAAUGGAUAUGAAUUUUGUUUCAGUUAGAUAUAGUUUUUAGAACCAAA